Spea bombifrons (plains spadefoot toad) is the source of this 1674-nucleotide messenger RNA. RefSeq names its product KH RNA binding domain containing, signal transduction associated 3 (gene KHDRBS3). The record is from RefSeq and is a predicted model, not a curated record. Gene Ontology annotation, cellular component: nucleus. Bases 82 to 1110 code for a protein of 342 amino acids. Gene Ontology annotation, biological process: regulation of alternative mRNA splicing, via spliceosome. Gene Ontology annotation, molecular function: mRNA binding. The transcript has 9 exons. Lineage: Eukaryota; Metazoa; Chordata; Amphibia; Anura; Pelobatidae.
UCCAGUCCGUGCGCGGCCCAGGGAGGGGAAGGUUCAUUUGGACACUUUUUCGCGGGCUCUGGGAAUCUGCGCGUCUCUGGCAUGGAGAAGUAUUUACCCCAGCUCCUGGCUGAGAAGGACGCCUUGGACCCGUCAUUCACUCACGCACUCCGGAUGGUGUCUGAAGAGAUCGAGAAAGUCCAGAAAGGAGAAGAAAGUACUGAAGACCAGUACAUCGACGUGGUGAUAAAUAAGAACAUGAAACUUGCGCAGAAGGUCUUAAUUCCCAUUAAACAGUUCCCCAAGUUCAAUUUCGUCGGCAAACUCCUGGGUCCGCGCGGCAAUUCCCUGAAACGCUUGCAGGAAGACACGUUAACGAAGAUGUCUAUUCUGGGAAAAGGAUCCAUGCGAGAUAAAGCCAAGGAAGAGGAACUCAGAAAAAGCGGGGAAGCCAAGUACUUCCAUUUAAACGACGACCUCCACGUGCUCAUCGAGGUGUUCGCCCCGCCGGCGGAAGCCUACGCCAGGAUGGGGCAUGCCCUGGAAGAAAUAAAGAAGUUCCUCAUUCCUGAUUACAACGAUGAGAUCCGGCAGGCCCAGCUGCAGGAGCUCACCUACCUGAACGGCGGCUCCGAGAACGCAGAGGUCCCGGUGGUCCGGGGGAAGCCCCCUCUCCGCGCGCGAGGAGCGCCCGUGCCCGCGUUGGCCAGAGGUCGUGGCGGGGUACCACCGCCUUCUGCUGGCGUUCCAAGAGGGGCACCCGCGCCCAGAGGCUUAACUCCGGGAAGGGUAUCGUCUACACGGGCGCGUGGGCUUGUAUCUACAAGAGCGAGAGGAAUCCCCCCACCUGCAGGCUACAGACCCCCACCUCCAGCACAGGAUACAUAUGGAGAAUACGAUUACGAUGAUGGAUACAGCACGGCUUACGACGAACAGAGUUACGAUUCUUACGACAAUAACUACAAUUCACAAGGACAGAGCGCAGCAGACUAUUAUGACUACGGGCACGGACUCGGGGAAGAAUCCUACGACUCCUACGGACAAGAAGACUGGGCUAAUUCAAGACACAAGGCUGCACCCGCACGAUCCACGAAAGGAAACUACAGAGACCCGCCGUAUGCAAGAUACUGAUUGUACAGUGUGACCUUGUGAAUUAUCCAUUCUACUCCAGCCCUCUAUACUGUUCAAAGUAAUUUUUUUUUUUGGUUUUUUUAACGAACACUUAAUAAUAAGUGCUAACUCCAUAAACGGAUGGACUGAACCUAAAAAAAAAUAUUUUUUUUUCCUUUGGAAAACCGAAAGACAAAACAAAGAAAACAAACAAAAAAAACAAAACAAAUGUAAAUUGUAAUUUCUAGUCUGUUUUUUAUUUUUAUUUUAUUUUUUGGAAAAUAGGUGGGUUCAAAAGGACAAAUUUAACUUUUUGAUUUAACUAGCGUUAAAGUUAGAUUGACUAAACAUGUUAACCCAUUAUUUUAACAUAAGCGUAACCUUUUUUUAUUUUAAAGGUUUGGGAGAAACUUCGUUUUCCGCUGUAUUUUAGCAAUUUGCUACUUUUUUUUCUCUCGUAAAACUGCAUAAAGGAAAACUACAAUUGCAAAUGUGGUAUCUUUUUUUUGUAAGUCUUGAAAAUGUACUGUAGUGUUGAGCAAAGUUUAAUGUUGCUUAAUACUAAAUAAACUUUUUGAAAGAAAA